Petromyzon marinus (sea lamprey) is the source of this 4708-nucleotide messenger RNA. RefSeq names its product EvC ciliary complex subunit 1 (gene EVC). NCBI's taxonomy places the organism in Eukaryota, Metazoa, Chordata, Hyperoartia, Petromyzontiformes, Petromyzontidae. The record is from RefSeq and is a predicted model, not a curated record.
GGCCGGCGUUGUUGGGUGUUGACGUCACCUCCCCCCCCCGCAGCGGUUUUAAAAAUCUGGUUGUGUGACGUCAUAUCUCCGCGUUGUUUUUUUGACGCGUCACGGCUCGUUCUUUAUUUGCAUGACGUCAUCUGUUCCGAGCCGUGACUGCGCACGAGUUGCGCUCUGGUCGGCGCGCCGACUCGUUCGGGUCAAUGUGUGAAUCGUUCCGGUCAAUGUGUGAAUCGUUCGGGUCAAUGUGUGAAUCGUUCCGGUCAAUGUGUGAAUCGCUCGCGAGUGGGCAGACGACGACGCCGCCGCCGCCCCAGGGGUCCCGCGUCGCUGUGGCUGCCGAGGCGAACGCUCGGGUACGAGGGACCCCGUCCACGGACGCAGCGGCGGGCGGUGGUGGGAGAGUUGUGCGGGUGAUACACGGCACAUCACGCGGGGGUGCAGCGAGCAUCCCCGAUCCGAGGCCCGCGGGACUGAGGGGCUUCCCCGGGGCCCCCCUCCUUGCUCAUGGAGCUCGGCUGCGCCUCCUCCCGAGGGCUCCACGCCAGAUUCCUGCGGGGCGAGGCGCCGCGCCCGGAGCUGGGCGCCCUCGCCCUGGCCGCGCUGCUGGGAGGCGCCCUGGGUUUUGGGGCCGCGCUGCUCGGGCUCCGCCUGCGGCCCCGCGCCCCCGAGGUCCGGGCAGGAGAGGGGGCCCGGGGUCAGGGCCCGCGUCCCAGAGAUGAGAGGCCGCAAUUAACCCCGUCCGUGACCCGCACCCAGGAUGCUGUGGCUGCCUUUGCGCUGAAGGCACAGGUCGUGUACCCCAUCAACCAGAGGUAUCAGCCACUGAUCAAUGCCAACUGUGGCCCUUUAACCCGCGACAUUGGGCAAGGGGUGGGGAGCGGGCGACUCAAGGCCCGGGCUGAACAUGUGGGAGGGUGCACGGAGCGGUCCAGUGAGCAAGAGGAGAAAGAGCUGGAGGCUUUACCUGGUUCUGUCGCAUGGGGAAGACAUGGUGGUGCUGAGAGGGAGCUCCAGAGUGCCACAAGAAGUAGAGACACGAAGAGAGAGUUGGAGAUUGAGCCAGACACGGAGGAUGUUGGGGUGGCCAGGAGAGGGGCAGCUGUGGGGGCAGCAAGGAGGAGACAGGGCCUGCCUGGGUGUUUGGCUGAGGUUCUUGUCUUGGAAAGUGAGGAGCGGCUGCAUGCUGCAUUUUCUUCCUUGGUGCAGCAGUCAUGCAGCAGUCUGCAGGCCAACCUUCACCGACAGCGGUGUGUGCUGCUGGAGAUGCUGCUGAAGGAGCUGUGUGGUAGCAAUGGAGAACAGAGGAUGAAUAGACCACACAAUGAGGAGUUGGGCACGCCGGAUCAACAAGAAGGCCGGCUGGGAAAUGGGGACCUGGAUGAUGGGUUCCCGGAGGAAUUUGGAGAAUUCCCAAGCAACAGUGACCCCAGCUCAUCCUGGAUCAAUUGUAAAACCCAGCUUACGGUGUGCAGAUACCUGUCCUCUGUGGAUGCGUACCUGCUGCGGCUGCAGGAUGAAGUGAGGUCAGCGGAGAGAGAGGCAGAGUGGUCUCCGGGGACCCCGGGAGGAGGGCUUCUCGACAAGAUGGACUGGGCCCCAGGGGCUCUAAUCCAGGGAUUGCUGUUGGGCGAGCGCGAGCUGGCAAAGGAGGCAGCCAAGCGAGCAGCUAUGCUGGACGAGCGCAUGCUGGCCUGGGAGCGUGCCGUGCGUGCCCGCGUUUCCACGCUGGAGUCGAGGCAGCGUGUACUCGAGGCUGCGAGGAGGAGUGCAAGAUUGAUCUUGCAAGCGCCGGACCUGAAGGAGGAGCACGGAUGCCGCAGGGCCGACGAGGCCGUGCGCGCUUUCCAGUGUGGACUCCUCGGCCUGCAGGACGAGUUUAACCGCCGCUGGGAGGAGGAGAGCACCGCGCUCUUGAUUCGGCUCGCGGAUUGUAGACAGAAGCGCCUGGGAGCUCGGCCAGGUUUGGGGAGAGCACGCGACAGGAUUGUGAAGAGGCCGUCCCAUGCUGUCCGGCCUCCACUCCACAGAAGCUCCAUCCCAGCACUGGUGCAGCAGUGGAAGGAGGAGAUGAGUGAAGAGGUAACGGCGUGUGGCAGCACAGAUAAUGAGGUUGAUGUUGAGGAGGUGUUCGCCAUUUCCCAGCUGUAUGAGUCCCUGCAGGGCACGCUGCUUCGAGCCCUGGACCUGCAGAUGGAGGAGAUGCUGGGCCCGAGUGGCCUUGGCACUGACGGGGCUCGGGCCUUGCUGUGCCGCUUGCGGGAGGAGCUGCGAGAGACGCGCAUUGGCACGGAGCAAUGGCGCCGAGCCCAGGAGGAGCACGAGGAGCUCUUGGCAGCCAGGAAGGAGCGCGAGGAGGGCGCCCAUCUGGUGAUGCUGGGGCAACAGCGGCUGCAGGAACGCGAGACAAGGAUCCUGAGCGGCAUUUUGCGGGAGGUUCCUGGCCUGGCUCCAGGGGCCGUGCACCGCGCACAGUUUCAAAGUGAGCUGUGGGUGUCGCUUUGGAGCGGUGCCAUGUGGGUCCCCCCGCCGCUUCGCCAGGCCCCCAGACUCUGCUCUGGGCUCUGCCCUGCUAUCGUGGGCUCCGAACCGGGGGGCCUGCAAGGACCCCGCAUCGACGCGAUGCAAAGAAAAUGGCGGCAGGACGUGGUUCUGUGCGGACACACGGUGGAGGUGGCUCGGGCCGCUCGCGAGGAUCUGAGGCAGAGAACCCGGACCCUGCUGGAGCAGCUGCUAGCACGAGGGGACAUCACUGCGGGACCCCUCCUUGUUAACUAACAAUACCCAGAUAAUAUACAUCUUCAGUGAUGCAGUGGUGCAGUCUUGUUCAGUGGUGCUCUGGGUUCUGUUUUUUUACUCGUUAUUGUGCAUAUUAAAAUGUGUCCAUUUUGCUUGAAUUCACCUUCGCAAGUGAUCAGAGUUUAUUUUACCAGGUAAGAACUUGAGCCGUCAUGGGCUCACCUGAUCUGGGUGGCCAUACAAGUAAAAUAGAACAUAAACAAGAUGUAUAAAAUUUUGAUUUAAAGCUUUCGUGACUGCAGUAAUUCAUAUUAUUAGCUCUUUCGGUAAAGUCACGUUGAAGGGAAACGUCGUGAGAAUUUUUAUUGUUUUAUAUAUAUUUUAUUACUUUAUUGUUUCCCUUCAACGUGACUUUACCGAAAGAGCUAAGAAUAAGAUGUAUUAAGUUUGAUGCUGUGCAUUGGCUGCCGGGAGACGAACCUUGAUGGGCAUAAGACGCAUGCUGUGUUACCCGAGUCCAAAAGGACAGCGUCGUGGGAGAGCCUGGUUGUGGAAUCAGUGGGAGGUUCUGGUUGUCACAUGGUGUGCAUGUCUCGUGGUGCAGUAGAGCUUGUUGACUGAUGUCGUUUACAAAGAAAGGCCGUUCCGUUUCCAGUGUUCAAUCUGCAGGAGCGACGAGGGCGUCGUCGCUCACGGAGCAGCGCUACACGUGAUCUACGCGUGACGGCACACAUCCCUGGGAACCGUCAAUCACGGCACCUACCAAGGAAGCCAGGACAAGGAACCACAGCUAUAAAAGACUUUAUUGAGGUGCAGCAGUGUGGGGCACGGAGGGCACGAGUGCUUUGGGCAAGGGGCAGGGUCUAGGCCCGAGGGCUCGCCGGCAGCGCAGGGCGCGCAACGCUUUCACGCGGCGCCCCGCGGCAGCACCUGGGCUGGAUGGCCGCCCCUCGGGCGAUAUCGCCAGCUAAGAAGUCAAGAGUGGCGGUGAGCGUCUCAGGCACGUGGGGGGACAGUUGCGAGAUGGAGUAACUUUGUUCAGACUGCAUGCACUGGCAUGUAGCCUCAUGCUCUUAACAAAAAAAUCUUUAUUGUACUUAAACGCAACAUCUCCUGCAGCCCUGCGCUACAUCUUAAGUGGCCAGAGGAAUGAGCAGCUUUUGUAAACGAGGGCUGAUCCGUGCUGCCGGACCCUAUUGGACUGAAAGGGACAGGAUCCCCACAGUGAAUUUACGUACGCAGACUUCGUGAGUCUUAUCAAUCGCCUACCACUGAGACAGCCUCUCCGUAGUGCGCAAAACACUCCAUGUCCCAGAGUACCGCAGCCUGCAGCCAGUGUCGCUGUGCACGUAGUGGGGGAGUAGAUGGGACCUGUCCCCAGCCCCCUUAUCCGCACUGCCCACUUUGUUCCGAGUCUCAGACCCUGCCCCCGAGCACCGUGCCCAGCGUGCCGACGCGUCCCGACCCCGGGACCACUCAUUUCAGGAACUAAACAGCAAAUUCAAUUUACGAGCAGGCGGCAUAACGAACCCUACCAAAGAGAGCGUUGGGGACAUUGGUGGUGGGGGGGGGGGGGGGUAUACUGAUGGAGAGAGAGCACCAGAAUUGCCAUGUAACGCACAUUCACCAAAUUCACAUACACAACAACAUGCACCACGCCACGUACAGGCUACCCUAGCCUUAAUCUGCAACUCGUUACACGAACAUUACCACACUGGCCGCUUACUUGCGCAUGGCAAUACAACAGAUGUGACGGUAAAAAUCAUAACACUAUAGUGAGGACAUCAGUCACCGACGGCUACGGCGCUCUGGCCGCUGGCACCAGCGGCGCUGUCCUUGGUCCAGAGCAGAUCCUGGUAUCACUCGAGGUGGCAAAACAUUAGAUGUACAGAUUAAUCAUAUGGCCAAUAAAAGUACGUACGUUUAUCACAUUUCCAAUAGUUGCCCUAAAUGUAUUGAAUAAACCUUGAAAAUUUCA